Messenger RNA from Alosa sapidissima (American shad), 2450 nucleotides. Its product is annotated as B-cell receptor CD22-like. The coding region runs from base 121 to 1722 and encodes 533 amino acids. The record is from RefSeq and is a predicted model, not a curated record. Lineage: Eukaryota; Metazoa; Chordata; Actinopteri; Clupeiformes; Clupeidae. The transcript is spliced from 11 exons.
UCCAUCACAGGAAGGAAGUCCGAAGCUACUGCUCUCUACUGUGGUCUUAGCUCAUCUACGAUUGACUCCCCAUCAGUCUUGAAUAGGAGCCUGAGCUCCACCACUACGGUCCUGUUCAAGAUGCCCAGCUUCCUAUCUCCAAUGUGGAGUCUGUGUUGUAUGGCACUCUUAAUCUCGCAGCAAGGAUCCUUGACCUUGGGCCAGACAUGGGGUGUCCUAUAUGGACAGCAGAGUGUUUGCGUAUUUCAUGGGGCCUCAGUUGUCCUGCCAUGUGAGUUCUCCCACCCAAAAGGCCUCCAGGUCAAACAAGCCUUCUGGAUCAACGAUGCUGCCAGUCGCUCCGAUAUUUCUAAGGAGGAACGUUACCGCAAUCGAGUGCAAUAUUUGGGGGACAAGGUCCGCAACUGCACCCUGGAAUUGUCUGCCUUGUCCGCAGCCGACGAUGGAGUCUAUUGGUUCAGAAUGACAACAAAUGCAAAUGUUACAUCCGAGAAUUGGACAGGAGAGCCAGGGGUUCAGGUGUCUGUGACAGGCCUCCGUGUUUCGGGCCCUAAAACUGCACUCGUUGGGGAAAGAGCUAUGCUUGAGUGCACCACCACCUGCCAGCCACAAGCCAAAAUGCCAUACACGUGGAUGAAGAAUAACAAGCCAAUGUUGAAUACGACCACCUCCACUGACACAGAAAAACUGAUCCUGGGUCAGAUCGCCAUAAGUCACGAGGGGGAGUACGCUUGUGCCCAUGGCAACAAGGUCAUCUCUUCGCCCGCCAUGAAACUCUCUGUAGAAUAUCCCCCAAAGAAAACGUCCAUCUCUGUAACCCCACCCGGUGAGAUUGUAGAGGGAGUUCCAGUGACUCUGACCUGCAGCAGUGAUGGUCGGCCCUCUGUGAAGACCUACACCUGGUACAAGAAAACUGGACCAAACGUGUCUCAGAUCGGACAAGGACAAAACUACACCUUCAAAAAUAUCAGUACAAACGACAGUGGACAGUAUUUCUGUAUGUCAGCCAACAAACAUGGGGGACAGAAUUCAACAUUUGGAUUUUUCGACAUUCUCUAUCCACCUCAACACACGUCAAUAUUUGUUCAUCCUGCCGCUGAAGACCUGGAGGUAGGAUUUGUGUCUAUGCAGUGUAGCAGCGAUGGCAACCCAAAGGUGGAGAACUACACGUGGUUCAAGGAGAAUGUGAUGCCCCCUGUAGGAGCAGGACAGAACUACAGCACAGGGGAGAGUGGAUGGUUCUACUGUGAGGCCUGGAAUAAAGUAGGAACGCAGAAGAGUGUUUCUCUGCACAUCGCUGGAAGAAGGAAGUUCAGUUUUUUGUUUAUGUUGAUUUUGAGCAUCGCAGGUAUAUUCACUGUGUGCAUUGCAGUGACUGUUGCUUUGGUUUGCAGUUUUAAAAGGAGAAGUACAACCAGUCAGAAGAACCAACAGGCACAUGCUGACCAGAGAGACCUUAACACUGACACCUACGUAGCCCUCCAGAUGAAAUCUAUAAGCUCCGAUUAUGAAACAUUGACCAGAGGCAAAGACAAUGAAUGCACCAAUGACGUGUGUGGACCAACAUAUGAGAAUUUAAGGGAAGAUACAGAUGCCUGGUCAGACUCUAUGGAAGUGCAGGUCACACAGGCUGUAAAGGUCACGGUGGAGAAAGCCUGGGACAGUCCUGAGGCUGUGUAUGAGAACCUGCCGGAAGAGAGAGGAGGUCAAACCCGGAACUGAUGCUGCUGGUCAACUGUAGAUCAGAGCCACAGACACAGCCUCAGGGUUUGCACGCCGUGACCCGAAAAGCUGUGAGUUCGACUCCCAGCUUCCAUUCUUGUGCCCCUGAGCAACACACUCAACCCAGAGUUGCUCCCUGGAGUCUGACCCUGCAAUUAGUCGACAUCUGUUAGUCGCUUUGGGUAAACGUGUCAGCCAAAACAGAUAAAGAAAUCACGAUUUCACAGAAAAAGAACUACACUACCCAAAAUCCUAAACAGUAAAAAAAAGAGUCUUUGAUUGGUAGCAGUCACGGUGGAAAUGUGUCAUGGAUAAAUUGCUGAAAUGAAAUAAAUCUCCAAAAUGAAAUGAAGCGUAUGAUCACGAUUUACUGCAUAGCUGGUGAGCGUGAGGCUUUUGAGAAAUUCAGUUGCGGAGCCUGAGUUGAGGUGAGACUGUAAACACACAGGCAAGAACAGUAACAGAUAUCCGUAUUGUUACUAACAACAUUGAAUCACAUUUUAUCUUUUAUAAAUGUAUUAGUAUGUAUUUUUUAGCUUCAAUAACGAUUACAGACAAGGGAUGUAAUGAGAAAAUCAGAAUGUACAGUAGAUAUGGGAUUGAGUAUCUCUGAGUGUCAUGUGUGGUGCCCUGAUCUGUGAAAUGUCCGGUUCAUGACAGAAUAUAAAGUAAACAAAUAAAAAAUAAAAAGUCACUGAAAGGCUAAUGUUCAGGGUACUAGCCUUUAG